GAGAGAGAAGAGAGAGAGAGAGAGAGAGAGAGAGAGAGAGAAGAAGAAAGAGAAAGGUAAAAGAAAGGGAAUGAGAAAAUUCAAUCGGAUCGAAUACAAUUUUGACGUCCGCAAGGACACAACACACACUCUCUGUCUUUCUCUCUCUACAACUUUCUCUCUCUAAGAUACAGCGAGGAACAGGGGUGUACUCAGAGAGAAAACUCAGACUGAGAAAGAAAGAAACCCUAGAAGCCAAAACAGAGAGAAAAAGAAAAAGAAAAUAAUAAUAAUAAAAAGUGACAGACUAGGGAAGGAAAAAAGCUCAAGUGGGUGUUUCAAAGAUUGAAAAUUUCGGAAGCAUAAACGAAAUCAAAAUACUGGGUUUUGAUCAGGUUGUGAUUGGAAAGUCUUUUGUUCGGGUUUCUUGGAAGUUCUUUUUCACAGUGUUGAAGUUUUUCUACUGCAGUCCUUUGGUAACGGGGUUCCAAAUUCAGGGCUUUCUGGUCCCGGUACUAGUCAGCGUGGAGGUAUUGAUACUGGGGCUGAGUCUGAGCCUCUUCUUUCUAGUGUUGGAAAUGGAAUGAAUUUCAAUACUCCGUCAUCAACAUUUGUAGCAUCGAAUAUGGCUAACCCUGGUUCAUCAGGUCAAGGCCAGGGUCAACAAUUCUCUAACUCAUCUGGUAACCAGAUGUUGCCAGAUCAGCAACAGUCUCAACAGCUAGAGCCUCCGAGUUUCCAGCAUAGUCAGCAGCCAAUGCAACAGUUCUCUGCGCCUCUUAACACACAGCAGCAACAACAGCAAUUUCAAGCUAUUCGAGGUGGCAUGGCUGGAGUUGGACCAGUCAAGUUGGAGCCCCAUGUGACUAAUGAUCAGCAUGGCCAAUCGCAUCAACAACAACAGCAGCAACAACAGUUGCAAUCGUUGAGAACUCUUAGUGCAGUAAAGUUGGAACCGCAACAACUUCCGACGAUUAGGGGCUUGGGUCCUGUAAAAUUGGAAUCUCAACAUUCUGAUCAGUCAUUAUUCAUGCAUCAACAACAGCAGCAGCAACAGCAGCAACAGCAGUUCCUCCAUAUGUCUAGGCAGAGUCCUCAUGCUGCUGCUGCUGCUCAGAUGAAUAUUUUGCAGCAGCAAAGGUUGAUGCAGCUACAACAACAACACCAGCAGCAGCAACUCUUGAAAGCAAUGCCUCAGCAGCGAUCUCAGUUACCACAACAGUUUCAACAGCAAAACUUGCCUUUGAGAUCACCUGUAAAAUCAGGAUAUGAACCUGGAAUGUGUGCACGGCGUUUGACAAAUUAUAUGUAUCAGCAACAACACAGACCUGAAGACAACAACAUUGAAUUCUGGAGGAAAUUUGUUGCAGAAUACUUUGCGCCCCAUGCCAAGAAGAAAUGGUGUGUUUCGAUGUAUGGAAGUGGCAGGCAAACAACUGGUGUUUUUCCUCAGGAUGUGUGGCAUUGUGAAAUAUGCAAUCGCAAGCCUGGCCGUGGAUUUGAAGCGACUGUUGAGGUUCUUCCCCGGCUUUUUAAGAUCAAGUAUGAAAGUGGCACUUUAGAGGAACUUCUUUAUGUUGAUAUGCCCCGCGAGUAUCAGAAUUCAUCUGGUCAGAUUGUCCUUGACUAUGCUAAAGCAAUACAAGAAAGUGUUUUUGAGCAACUUCGUGUUGUUCGUGAUGGCCAACUUAGAAUUGUUUUCUCUCAAGACCUUAAGAUAUGCUCUUGGGAAUUUUGUGCAAGACGCCAUGAAGAGCUUAUUCCUAGAAGAUUACUGAUUCCUCAGGUUAGUCAGCUUGGUGCUGCAGCACAAAAAUACCAGGCUGCUACUCAAAAUGCUGCAUCAAAUCUAUCUCUGCCAGAGAUACAAAAUAAUUGUAAUGUGUUUGUUGCAUCAGCUCGACAAUUGGCAAAAACCUUAGAAGUACCAUUGGUGAAUGAUUUAGGUUAUACAAAGAGAUAUGUGCGGUGCCUUCAGAUAUCAGAAGUAGUUAACAGUAUGAAGGAUUUGAUUGAUUACAGCCGAGAAACAGGGACUGGACCUAUGGAGAGCUUGGCAAAGUUUCCUCGGAGAACAAGUGCAACAUCUGGGUUUCACAGUCAAGCACAACAGUCUGAGGAACAGCUGCAGCAGCAGCCACAACAACAGCAACAACAGCAGCAGCAGCAGCAACAACAACAACAACAACAACAACAACAAACAAUGCCUCAGAAUUCAAGCAGUGACCAAAGUUCUGUGCAGGCCACAUCUAUGCAACUUGCCGGUAGCAAUGGCGUGGCUAGUGUAAAUAAUGCUCUCAACACAGCAUCAACAUCUACCUCUGCUAGUACCAUUGUUGGGCUUCUCCAUCAAAAUUCCAUGAAUUCCAGACAGCCAAGUUCUAUGAACAAUGCUAGCAGUCCUUACGGAGGAAGUUCAGUUCAGAUUCCAUCCCCAGGUUCUUCAAGCACAAUACCACAGACACAACCCAACCCUUCCCCCUCCCCUUUCCAGUCACCAACACCCUCCUCUUCUAACAAUCCCCCACAGACAUCUCAUGGUGCCUUAACAGCUCCCAAUCACAUGAGCGCUGCUAAUUCACCGGCAAAUAUUUCCAUGCAACAGCCAGCUCUUUCUGGUGAAGCUGAUCCAAGUGAUUCCCAGAGCUCGGUUCAGAAACUCUUACAUGAAAUGAUGAUGUCAAACCAGCUUAGUGGGUCAGGUGUGGUUGGUGUUGGUUCAAUGGGGAAUGAUGCAAAGAGUGGGAAUGGGAUUUUGCCAAAUAGCAAUAACGCGGGCAUGAAUGGUGGCAACUGCCUGGUAGGGAAUGGGAUGGCCAACACUAAUUCAGGUAUGGGGGGUGGUGCUGGAUUUGGCGGUAUGGGUGGUGGCCUUGGUCAGUCUGCCUUGGUUAACGGGAUUAGAGCAGCAAUGGGAAAUAAUUCUAUAAUGAAUGGAAGGGUGGGAGUACCAUCGAUGGCUCGAGACCAGAAUAUGCAUCAUCAGCAGCAAGAUUUGGGGAGCCAGAUGUUUAGUGGGCUAGGAGCAGCUAAUGGCUUUAGUAAUCUUCAAUUUGAUUGGAAACCUUCCCCUUGAAAAGGCUUGGCUUCUAUUGACCACAUACAUGCAUGACAUUCGGGUUUCUUCCAAGUAUAGCUGCUUGUGCAGCAAUGAGAAAUUGGCUGAAUUGCCUGUUGCCCUGUGGAGAUAGAUUGGCGAGACAAGGAGUGAGUUAAAAAAUGGUAAAAACAGGGCUACGCUCCCACUUUGUACUAAUCUUGUUAUAUUUUUAUAUAUAAGAAAAGGAAAAUCUGGUGGCUGGUUAUGUUGCU
Messenger RNA from Ziziphus jujuba (common jujube), 3291 nucleotides. RefSeq names its product transcriptional corepressor SEUSS. The transcript has 10 exons. Gene Ontology annotation, biological process: positive regulation of transcription by RNA polymerase II; negative regulation of transcription by RNA polymerase II. Gene Ontology annotation, cellular component: transcription regulator complex; nucleus. The coding region runs from base 563 to 3055 and encodes 830 amino acids. Lineage: Eukaryota; Viridiplantae; Streptophyta; Magnoliopsida; Rosales; Rhamnaceae. The record is from RefSeq and is a predicted model, not a curated record.